This is a messenger RNA of Monopterus albus (swamp eel), 1861 nucleotides long. RefSeq names its product cholesin (gene chlsn). The record is from RefSeq and is a predicted model, not a curated record. The transcript has 6 exons. Bases 37 to 831 code for a protein of 264 amino acids. Lineage: Eukaryota; Metazoa; Chordata; Actinopteri; Synbranchiformes; Synbranchidae.
ACCAAUCACAAAGUAAAGAGCGAUAUUCGUCCAAUCAUGCUUCAUUAUUGGCGACAUCACUUCCUGGUUGGCUUCCCAUGCUUGGUGUUUGCAGUGCGUCUGUUUCGAAUAAAUUAUCUCAUGGCCAAAGGCAAGUCUUUGAAAUCAGAAUCGAAUCUUCCUAAAAGGAAGAAAUUAGGUUUAGAUGUGAACGAAGUUCAUGUGGAAGGAGUGAUGGUUACUGAAAUGAAAAAGAAAAGGAAAAAGAUGGCAGUAAAGAUUUCUCAUGUCACAUGCACAGCAGGGGAUGAAAAACAGAAAAAGGACAAGCAAUGCAAAAAGAAACAAAUGAUGUUGCAAACACAGGCACAGCAAACUGAGAUUUCAGAUCCCCCCGGUCACCCUGAGCGGACGCAUGAACUAGAGGCAGAAGAGGACUUGAGUCCUGAGGAGAAGCGGGUCCUGGAGAGGAAGAUGAAGAAAAUCCUGAAAAAGGAAUUGAAGAGGCUUAAAACUGAGGGAGAGACUUUGCAGAAAAGUGAAGCAUCUGGACCCACGGCACUUCAGCAGGCCUUGGAUUACCUCACAUGCUGGGCUGAAAACCGUAGCAGGUGGAAGUUCCAGAAGAUCAGGCAGACAUGGUUACUGCAGCACAUGUUUGACAGUGAAAAGAUUCCAGACACAAAGUUUGCUGUGUUGCUGCAGUACCUGGAGGGGCUUCGUGGAGGGGCGAGGGACUUAACGGUGCAAAAGGCCUUAGCUCUGGUUGAGGAGUCAGGACAAGCACCAGAGGACAGGGUUGUCCAGCAGAGGGCACACAGAGCCAGAGAAGUUAUCCAGCUGCUUUCCUGACACAUUAGUACUAAAGGAAGACAAUAUUCACUAAGACUGAAAAAUGUUGAUCUGUGGACUGAACCCUGAUCUCAGGCUUGGACUAAUAGUGUUGCUUUUAUAUGAAGUAGUUUAGAACUGUUGGGGCAAGGGGAGAGUUUUUAAUCAAUCAACUAUUACUUGUAUUACUAUGUGUUUAGGUAACUUUUCCUUUACCGGGUCUUGGCAUUUUGUGUGCAUUGUUACCUGAUUGUAAUCAGUCACAGAAACAUUUUAGAAAAUAUGAAAUCUUACAAUUUUUUUAAUGUAUGUUUUAACAGCCAGGAUUUCAAAAUAUAAGACAAAAGAAAAAAUAAGUUAGCAUUUCUUUUAAGAAAAAGACAGUAGUUGAUUCUCGUGACUUCUUUCAACUCCAGAUGUUAAGAUUUCACAGAACAAGUGUCCAGUUUGAUCAGCAUGGACAAAUGAGAAAUGCAAAUUUCCACAAAUGAACCAGAAAGCCAAGAAGACCCUUAGAGUUAACUCUCUGGAAUGUUUAUAGUCGAGGCACGUUCAUGUGCUUGUCAAGGCCCAUAGUCAGUGAAGUCACUGAUGAAAAUACCUUUUCUCAUCCACUUUGGGUAUCAUCAUUAUAAGCAUGUUUUGUUUUGACACCUCACUUGUGGAAAAAAACCCUAAUCCAAACCAGAAGUCCAUGUGCAAUGCAUGCGCAUUUGAGAUUUGUUUAUGUACUUAUUUUUGGAACAAGUGUUGUAACCCAAUUAGAACGUUUAUAUUUGCUCAUAUAACCAUGUACUGUAUUUAUAAUCCACAUCUCUAUAUCCUACUCAGGUACAUGAAGUUAGCAAAGAACCAGCUGCCAGUUAUGGCUACAGUAGCAGGGAAAAUGUAGGCUUACUGCACUACACAACCACUAGUUCUGACUCUUAAUUCUGGUUAUAAAUUUGUAACAGGAAGGAAACUGAGUCUCUGUAUGUAGAUAGGGUGGUGACCUGACCUUACUUCUUGGAUUUCUAAAAAAUACAAAUAGUACAAUAAACAUUUAAAUACC